This is a messenger RNA of Castor canadensis (American beaver), 1998 nucleotides long. NCBI's taxonomy places the organism in Eukaryota, Metazoa, Chordata, Mammalia, Rodentia, Castoridae. The record is from RefSeq and is a predicted model, not a curated record.
GCCUAACUCCACCCACCACUCCUCCUCACAAAGCCAACCAGGAUAAUCCUUUCAGGGCUUCUCCAAAGCUGAAGUCCUCUUGCAAGACUGUGGUGCCACCGCCAUCAAAAAAGCCCCGGUACAGUGAGUCUUCUGGUACCCAAAGCAAUCACUCCACCAAGAAAGGGCCCGAGCAAUCUGAGUUGUAUGCACAACUCAGCAAGUCCUCCAUGCUCGGCAGUGGACACGAGGAAAGGAAGGCUAAGAGGCCCAGUCUACGGCUGUUUGGUGACCAUGACUAUUGUCAGUCACUUAAUUCCAAAACGGAAAUAGUCAUCAAUAUAUCAAAGGAGCUCCAAGACUCUAGACAACUAAAUUACAAAGAUGCCUCCUCUGACUGGCAGGGGCACAUUUGUUCUUCCACGGAUUCAGACCAGUGCUACCUGAGAGAGACUUUGGAGGCCAGCAAGCAGGUCUCUCCUAGCAGCACCAGAAAACAGCUCCAAGACCAGGAAAUCCGAGCAGAGCUGAACAAGCACUUCGGUCAUCCCAGUCAAGCUGUUUUUGACGACGAAGCAGGCAAGACCAGUGAACUGAGGGACAGUGAUUUCAGUAAUGAACAAUUCUCCAAACUACCUAUGUUUAUAAAUUCAGGACUAGCCAUGGAUGGCCUGUUUGAUGACAGCGAAGAUGAAAGUGAUAAACUGAGCUACCCUUGGGAUGGCACGCAAUCCUAUUCAUUGUUCGAUGUGUCGCCUUCUUGCUCUUCUUUUCACUCUCCGUGUAGAGAUUCAGUCUCACCACCCAAAUCCUUAUUUUCUCAAAGACCCCAAAGGAUGCGCUCUCGUUCAAGGUCCUUUUCUCGACACAGGUCGUGUUCCCGAUCUCCAUAUUCCAGGUCAAGAUCAAGGUCCCCGGGAAGUAGAUCCUCCUCAAGGUCCUGCUACUACUAUGAGUCAAGCCACUACAGACACCGCACACACCGAAAUUCUCCCUUGUAUGUAAGAUCACGUUCAAGAUCACCCUAUAGCCGUAGGCCCAGGUAUGACAGCUAUGAGGCAUAUCAGCACGAAAGGCUGAAGAAGGAAGAAUACCACAAAGAGUAUGAGAAGCGGGAAUCUGAAAGGGCCAAACAGAGGGAGAGGCAGAGGCAGAAGGCAAUUGAAGAACGGCGUGUGAUUUAUGUUGGUAAAAUCAGACCUGACACAACACGGACAGAACUGAGGGACCGCUUUGAAGUUUUUGGUGAAAUUGAGGAGUGCACAGUAAAUCUUCGGGAUGAUGGAGACAGCUAUGGUUUCAUCACCUACCGUUACACCUGUGACGCCUUUGCUGCUCUGGAGAAUGGAUAUGCUCUGCGCAGGUCCAACGAAACUGACUUCGAGCUGUACUUUUGUGGACGCAAGCAAUUUUUCAAGUCUAACUAUGCAGACCUAGAUUCAAACUCAGAUGACUUUGACCCUGCUUCCACUAAGAGCAAGUAUGACUCUCUGGAUUUUGAUAGUUUACUGAAAGAAGCUCAGAGAAGCUUGCGCAGGUAACAUGUUCCCUGGCUGAGGAUGACAGAGAGAUGGUGAAUACCUCACAGGACAGCGUCCUUCCCUAAUGGACUAUUGCAAGUUAUACUUAAGAAUUUCUCCUACUUUACACUCUCUGUACAAAAACAAAACAAAACAACAACAAUACAACAAGAAGAAGAAGAACAACAAUGGUUUACAUGAACACAGCUGCUGAAGAGGCAAGAGACAGAAAAAUAUCCAGUAAGCACAUGUGUAUUCAUGGGUAUCAGCUUCGCUUUCCCUGGAGUCUCUUGGUGACAGAGUGAGUGACUGAGUGUGAGUGUUUGUGUGUGUGUGUACAUGGUUUGGGGAAGUAUGUUUGUGUACACGUGAGGAUUGGGGGCACCUAACCAGAAUGUGCAAGGGCAAACCACUUGAAAUGGCAGCCGUUCCAUGAAGACACGCUUAAAACUAGAACUUUAAAAUGUUCAUAUUCUAUACAAAAGGAAAAAAUAUAUAU